CCUCCACGCAAUUCCUUUGGUUGUUCUUGUGACAGUCCCGGAAACCUACAAUUGCAGAUAUGGCCCCCGCUCAGCAACCCGCCGCCGCCGUCGUCCAGACCAACGCCCAGAAGAAGGCCAAGAAGUCCAUCGAGAGCAUCAACUCUCGCCUGGCUCUUGUUAUGAAGAGUGGCAAGUACGUCCUCGGCUACAAGUCCACCCUCAAGACUCUCCGCAACGGCAAGGCCAAGCUUGUCAUCAUGUCUGGCAACACCCCUGCUCUCCGCAAGUCUGAGCUCGAGUACUACGCCAUGCUCUCCAAGACCUCCGUCCACCACUACAACGGCAACAACAUCGAGCUGGGUACUGCCUGCGGUAAGUACUUCCGCGUUGGCACCCUCUCCAUCAUCGAUGCCGGCGACUCCGAUAUCAUCUCCAAGCCCACCGAGAACUAAGCAGUUCAUCAAGACGUUGCUUCUCCCGGCUCGGAUCGGAUCGGAUCGGACGUGGCCCUGUAGUGCUACCGGAUGGCGUUCAUGCCAAGGGAAUGUGAAUACAUUGCUGUUGGAGCCGACUAGAGCUUUAUUCUUUA
Messenger RNA from Polychytrium aggregatum, 571 nucleotides. RefSeq names its product protein RPL-30, isoform a. Gene Ontology annotation, molecular function: structural constituent of ribosome; RNA binding. The record is from RefSeq and is a predicted model, not a curated record. The transcript is spliced from 4 exons. Gene Ontology annotation, cellular component: cytosolic large ribosomal subunit. The coding region runs from base 60 to 434 and encodes 124 amino acids. NCBI's taxonomy places the organism in Eukaryota, Fungi, Chytridiomycota, Chytridiomycetes, Polychytriales.